AGUGUACCUACCUACCUUACCUAGGCCAUAAUCUUUCCGGACGCGCUGCGACCACGCGUUUUCAAAAAACCGUUUCUUCUCUUUCAUUUUGUCUCAUCUCAUCUGUUAAUCUUUUCGAGAAAACAUUGGACUCCUUCAAAGUCAAUAAAUAUUAUUGAUUUUGAAGCAACUCAACAACCUCUUUAUUUAUAUCUUCCCAUUUCCCCUUUCCAAAGCAAACGAUCAUUCAUAUUGGGUUUCCCUACAUUUUAAUUUCUUCCCAUCUGAAGGGAAAUCCUGUAUCGGAUCAAAUUGAAACCUCCCCGCCACCGAUUUCUCUACCGACCAUCCCAAUCACCAUUGUUCUAAUUCCAUUCUUAACUUAUUCAUCACGAGAUACAUUCUUCAUCUUCAACAACCAACCUUGUAAAAAAAAAUACAAGGAAAAGAAUACAAAGUAUCAUAAUCUACUUGACCUCUUCAUCUUCAAUUUCUUCAUACAUCGACUUUAAUUUGAUUAAGACAAGACAAAAUACAUCACACCAUGUCUUAUCGUAUCACGCUUGCCGAUAAUAACCGUUCUGGUUGUCAGGAUGGCGAGUGCAAGAAGAAUGGCGUGAAGAUCGUGAAAGGUGAACUGCGCCUCGGUGCGUGGGUUGAGAUCGCAGGCCAUGGAUCGUGGCGAUGGAGACACUGGGGCUGUGUCUCGGGCUUGACCAUCGGCAAUAUCCAGGAGGCCAUCGCCAGUGGAGAUGACUAUAAUUGGGAUAUGAUUGAUGGUUAUGACGAGUUAGGCGACCACCCUGAUAUUCAGGAAAAGAUUCGACGUGUCAUUACCCAAGGACACAUUGAUGCCGAAGAUUUUAAAGGAGACCCCGAGUUCAAUAAGCUCGGCCAGAAAGCCAUCCGUGGUCGUGUCUCGAAGGCAAAGGCUAAAGCCGAACAUGAAGAUGAAGAUGAGGACGGCGAGGAGGAACCUGCUGAUUCCAAAAAGUCUUCCAAGCCUACCAAGAAGGCUCCCGAGAAGGUCCCCUCCAAGCGAGGCCGCAAGAAGGUUCAGGAAGAUGAUGAGGAAGACGAGGAUGUUCAGCCAGCCCAAAAGAAAGCUAAGACCGUCCGUAAGACCAAAAAGGUCGCCGACGAGGAAGAAGAGGAGGCAAAGGCCACAGCCCCUGCCAAAGCACCUGCUAAGAAACCUCGAGCCAAGAAGGUUGUGAAGGCUCCGAGCCCUGAGCCCGAUGACGACAAGGACUCCGAGGUAGAGGAACCUGCCCCUGCCCCGGUCAAGGUCAAGGCCAAGGCCCCUGCUAAAGCAGCUACCAAGAAGCCUCGAGCUAAGAAAGUUGCCAAAGCUCCGGUCCCUGAGUCUGAUGAGGAAGAGGUCCAAAACGAGGAUAAGGCGGAGGAGGAGCAGGAGGAGCCCAAGCCUGCCCCGAAGGCCAAGCCCCAGGCGAAAGCUGGUCGUAAGGCAAAGGCAGUUCAGGCGCCCGCAGUCGAAGAAAAUAUCGAAGUCGAAGAGGAGGAAGCACCAGCUCCAAAGCCGGCAGCCAAGGGAAAGGGUGGCCGUAAGGCUAAGGCUGCUCCAGCUGAGGAGGAAGUUGCCGCCGCCCCCAAGAAGGGACGAGGCCGAGGCCGUCCCAAGAAGACGAUUGUUGAGGAAGAGUAAAAUACUGGAGGAUGCAGUACCCUAUGAAUGCUGGUGGUUCAUGUUACCACCCCGAAACUCACUGCUUAUCACCAAGUACUUACCCACCUACCUAAGUACCUAGCUCAUUGCGACAUCUAUACAAAAAAGGCGUGCACGGAUAAUAAGUGUUUAUUUCCUAUCUCUUCACCUUUUUGGGGGGGAGAGAGGGCAACUUUCCUACAAUUGUGGUCGUGGAGGACCGAGUCAGCAAGUUAAGAGUUAGGAGUUGAACAUAUGAUGUUCUCUACCUAUCUAAGCUAUAAUAUGAGCAGGAAGAAAGAAAAUAGGAACCUGCGGAAGAACAUUGGAGGGAGUUAUCAAUUAGUCUUGCUCUGAGAUACCAAAUCGAUGCUGAAGAUUGCUUUUUUCUUUUGCUCUUGUAAAUGUUACCUAAUGAAUUGAAUUUUUUGGAGUUUUUGA
Hypoxylon fragiforme is the source of this 2086-nucleotide messenger RNA. RefSeq lists its product as uncharacterized. Bases 524 to 1645 code for a protein of 373 amino acids. Gene Ontology annotation, molecular function: zinc ion binding; DNA binding. Lineage: Eukaryota; Fungi; Ascomycota; Sordariomycetes; Xylariales; Hypoxylaceae. The record is from RefSeq and is a predicted model, not a curated record. The transcript is spliced from 7 exons.